This is a messenger RNA of Siniperca chuatsi (mandarin fish), 1917 nucleotides long. It is a transcript of the gene rab36, whose product is annotated as RAB36, member RAS oncogene family. The record is from RefSeq and is a predicted model, not a curated record. Gene Ontology annotation, molecular function: zinc ion binding; GTP binding; nucleic acid binding. NCBI's taxonomy places the organism in Eukaryota, Metazoa, Chordata, Actinopteri, Centrarchiformes, Sinipercidae. The transcript has 11 exons. The coding region runs from base 287 to 1111 and encodes 274 amino acids.
CUAAAAUUCCGUGUGGAUAAUUUUGAAUACGUAGUGUUUGUAACAACUGACAAGAUGAAAUGCUUCGGAUGUGGUAAAUCGGGCCACUUAAUCCGUUCAUGCCCUGACAAGAGUAACGCAGCUGGAGGUAGUAAGGACAGUGCUGCAAAUGAGGAAGACAGGCCUACUGGAAAACCGUCUGAGGUCGGUCCGGCCGAAGCAGUGGCGACCGCGGAUGAACCUGCUGGGGAAGGAACAUCUGUCUUGGGGCCUGUGGAAGCCGGAUCGACCUCAGCGGAAUCAAUGAAUGAAGGCUGUCAUGCAGGAUAACAGGGAUGGGAUGAUGCCGUUCCCACCACCCAUCAGCAGAGACAGGGUCAUCUGGGAAUUCCCAAAGUGCUACACACCUGAGGCCUCUCUGCAGCUGAAGAAAGACUGGGACGUUCAGGCUAAAGCAGCCUGUAAAGACAGAGCCGGCAGGCAUCAGCCGUGGGACCGACAGAAAAUGUCAAAAGUGGUGGUUGUUGGAGACCUUAAUGUUGGGAAGACCUGCCUCAUUAAUAGGUUUUGUAAAGAUGUAUUUGAAAGAGACUACAAGGCCACCAUAGGUGUGGACUUUGAGAUCGAGAGGUUUGAGAUAUCUGCAGUACCUUUCUCCCUUCAGAUCUGGGAUACUGCUGGGCAGGAAAAAUUCAAGUGCAUCGCUUCUGCAUACUACAGAGGUGCUCAGGUCAUUAUCACAGUCUUUGACAUGGCCGACAUUAAGUCCCUAGAUCAUACACGCCAAUGGUUGGAGGAGGCCAUGAGAGAAAAUGAGCCUGACUCCUGUUUCAUCUUCUUGGUUGGCGCUAAGAGUGACCUGCUGGCCUUAGAAGAAAGACAGAGGACAGAAAAAGAUGCCAUCAGGAUAGCAACAGAAAUGCAUGCAGAGUUUUGGGCUGUUUCGGCUAAAACAGGGGAGAACAUACAGGGGUUUUUCUUCAGGGUGGCAGCUUUGGCCUUUGAGAAGUGCAUACUGAAGGACAUGGAGAAUGGAGUGCCUGCUAGCAUAGGACAUGGAGACAGCAUCAAAUCCGAUCGUGCCAACCUGGAGGAGGCUGCACCCCAAGACAUGAAGAGAAGCUGCUGCUGAUGAAAAGAGGAACUCUCAGAGUGAGCUGUUAAGAAAGGUGGAACCAAACUGAGGCUCUAUUCUGAGCUGCAGCUGCAGAAAUGAAAGUGACUGACCAUGUUCCACUGGACUGAAAUGUGCCUUAUGUUCCAUUAGGUCAUCAAAACUGCCAUGCAUUCUGACAUUCGCAAAAGGUAGGACCUGUAUGCGUUCCUGUCUGAAAGCCAGUUGGAUUGGAUUGAAGCCACCAAUAAAGGAUUCUCUUCUCUUUCUCUAAAAGUCCCAAAAAUUACAAGUUGUCAGUGUUUCAUCCAGAAUAUUAUUUUUUCUCUCAAAAACAUUUAGACCAUGGGAAACCCAAGAUAAAAUACAGCAAUACCAAAUGUGAUCAGUGUCUCAUUACAAUCAGUCAGUUUCUGGUCUUCUGUGGGAGUUGUAGUCAUUGGUCAAUUCUGCAAAACAAAGUCCAUCAUGUCCAUCAUUUCAGGCGUGGUGCCUGGACCAGACUCAUUUGGGACAGGCCAGUGCUGCCCCUGGUGAAAUGCUUGUAUGAAUGCUAUAUAUUUUCUUUGCUACUGUCAUAGUGUUUGUUUCUUCAUACAGUAUUGCUGUGGAAUAUGUCUCACCCAUAAUUGUGGGUUGUAUACAGAUCAGGUUUUAAUGAAAGUUUAUAGGCUGGAAUUUGGAAGCAAGGAAACCAAAUGUUUAUGUUUACUUUCAAGUAAUAAAAGUGCAAAUGAGUCUAUAAACUCAUUUAUAUUUAUGAGACCAGAUUUUUUUGUCAAAGCCUAUUAUUAUUUAAUAAAGUGGUUUAUCAGCUGUCUGAA